Messenger RNA from Grosmannia clavigera kw1407, 5271 nucleotides. Its product is annotated as ring finger membrane protein. The record is from RefSeq and is a predicted model, not a curated record. Bases 1 to 5271 code for a protein of 1756 amino acids. The transcript has 3 exons. Lineage: Eukaryota; Fungi; Ascomycota; Sordariomycetes; Ophiostomatales; Ophiostomataceae. Gene Ontology annotation, cellular component: endoplasmic reticulum membrane. Gene Ontology annotation, molecular function: zinc ion binding.
AUGGAUGCAGAAGACGACGUCACGGCCGUGUCGCGGCAUCAGCGACGGCUGAGCGGUGCUUCGGCCGCAUCGUCAACGAGGCCGCGUGCCAUCGACGGCACGGCAUUCGCAGAGCCCGACACCUGCCGGAUAUGCAGGGGCGAAGCCACGCCCGACGAGCCGCUCUUCUACCCGUGCAAAUGUAGCGGCAGCAUCAAGUACGUGCAUCAGGACUGUCUGAUGGAGUGGCUUUCGCACUCGCAGAAGAAGCACUGCGAGCUGUGCAAGACGUCGUUUCGUUUCACAAAGCUGUACUCACCGACGAUGCCGAAACAGCUUCCGCUCUUCGUCUUCAUCGGCCAUCUGGCGAAAUACUUUCUGCGCAAUGUGCUGGUCUGGCUGCGCAUCGGCCUGGUGGCUAGCGUGUGGCUGGGAUGGCUGCCGUACCUGACUCGCUGGGAGUGGUCCUUUUUCUUCUGGAUCAGCGAGGAGGGCCUGAUCUCGCCACACGCCAUGUUCGCUGGCGACGACGAAUUCCUUCGCAACGCCUCGGCCCUGGCCACGGCCGCAGCUAGCGCGUCCACGGCCGUCUGCCCGUCGAGCCCGUUGUUCACGUCCACCACAGCAGCCGCAGCAGCCUACGGGGAGAACAUGGCGGCCGGCGUGUCCAAAUUCUCGGCGGUCUUUGGGUUCCUGCUCGACCUUGUCAAUCCCGGGGAGUUUGCCUCGGCAGCGGCGUCCAACCUGAGCCGGACAGGCGGCGUCGCUGCUGCAGGCACGCUGCCACCGUCGCUGCUGAGCGAAGUGGGCUUUCUGCGGUCGCUGACACGGUACAGCUCGGUGAACUGGGGGAUUAUAUACGCGCUGGAGGGCCAGAUCAUCACGAUUCUCGUGAUCGUGUGCUGCGUGCUCGUAAUCCUCGUGCGCGACUACGUGGUACAGCAGCAGCCAGAGAUCAACAUGCGCGCUGCCUUUGCAGCGGCAGCCGGCGACGAGCCAGAACCGCUUCUGGCCCGACAGAUCGGGGAUGAUGACCAUGAUGACCAUGACGACCAUGACGACCAUGACGACGAGGACAGGCACGAAGACGACAACGACGAUGCCACGGACUGGGAGAUGGGCACCAACUCGAACUUUGGGGACGAGGCGCAUGUCGAGCCAGAGCCGCAGGCCAUACCUGCAACGGCUAACCGGGCAGCUCUACAACGAGCGGCAGCUGAAGACAGCUUGCCGGCCAGGCCACAGGCAGGACCGAUACACACUCUCGCCGGAGAAGAUUUGAAUCACGCAACGUCAACAUCGAUACAGACCAACCGGCCGAGAGUUACGGUGGCAGAUUUGCAGGACAUGCCUAGCAUGUCUAGCAUGAUGGAGGGAGUUCCCACAGUGCAGGAAUACUUGCGGGUAUACCGGGAGGCAGGAGGUGAUCCUGACGAGAUACUAAGGAUUGCGAGAGCAGAACACAUGGAAGACCGACUGGAAUUCUGGCUUCGGCUCACACAGCAUGUGGCGGACAAGAAGAGACAGUCGGAGCAGGGCGUCUCAGAAGGGGAGGGGUCGGGUGCGGAGAUGAGUUUGACGGUGCCAGAGAGCGGCACAGAUGCAGCGGACGCGGCCUGGUCAGAGAAGUUGCCGUGGGGCGAGGAGUCUGGUGGCGUGGCGGGCCCGUCGGCCUCAAAUCGGACGGACGACGGCAUCAGCAGUCGAGAUGACAUCAACGGCCAGACGCCCUACGACAAGGGCAAGGAGAGGGCCGUUGACGAGGCGCCGGCGGCGGACACGAGCGUUUUUGGCGGCAGCGGCGGACUGCGUCCGCGCGCUCACACAGACGGCCCACAGCGGACAGGAGGCCUCAACCCGCUCGCGUACAACACCUGGUCGUUCCCGGAGACGGAGUCGGCAGCAGAAGCAGGAGCAGCGGCACUAUCACCGUCGGAAGUGUGGGAGAGCAACGACGGCCAAGAUGACGACGCGGCUUGGGAAGACGCGUCAGACGAGGAGGAGAACAACCCGACGCCGAGCUCGACCGAGGUGGCGGGGGAGGAGAUGAGAGCGGCAGCUGAUGAAGGCGGACAGACGCAAGAAGAGAACAGAGAAGCAGAGGCAGUGGUGGCCAUGGUGGCAGCACCAGUCCCAGAACAAGCGGCAGCACCAGCGGCAGUACCAGUAGUUGCAGCACCCACACCACCACAAGCACCACCUCCAGCAGUUCGACCGGCAAACUGGCUCAACCGAGCAGCAGACUUCAUGUGGCGGGACCUGGAAAACAUCGACCCGCUGGAGCUGAUAGCAGCCGGACCAGAGGCGGGAUUCGAGAUGGACGAGGGCCAGUUCGAAGCGCUGGAGGCGGGCGACAUGAUGGGGCCGUUGGAAGGCGACGGCGAGGUGCUGGAUGCGGCAGCAGCAGGCGGACUGGACGCGGAAGCGAUCGAGGACGCCGAGGACCUGGAGGGACUGAUGGAGAUUCUGGGGAUGCGGGGGCCGGUGACGGCGCUCUUUCAAAACGCCAUCUUCUGCGCAUUCCUGGUGACGCUGACACUGGUUGUGGGAGUGUUCGUGCCAUACAACAUUGGACGACUGGCAGCGUGGCUACUGGCAAACCCGAUGCGGCCGGUGAUGAUGCUGUUCGGACUGUCACGGCUGCUGCAGGACGUGGCAGCGGCUGUUCUGGGCGGCUGUCUAUUUGCGGUGUUCUACACGCUGCACGUGGUCGUGUCGGGCUGGGCGUGGGUGGCCGGGGAACGGGGGCCGACGACAGUGAUGGGACACCUGGCAUCAACGCUGUUUGCGGCAUGGAACAUGUGUGCAGGAGGUGCGCUGCGGGUGGUGAACAGCUUCUCGCUAGAGCCUCCGAUUCUGUCGGCGGGUGAGAUGCGCAACUUCUCGGCCGUGAGCCACGAGGCGCUGCUGUCGCUCAAGGGCCAAGCAGUCUCGGCAGCUGCAGCACUCGGCCAAGCAGCCAUAUUUGUGGGAGGGGGUGACUAUGGCCACAAGCUGGCGAUGACAGCCGAGACGAUGCAACAGGCCGUCAUGAUGACGUGGAGCGUGGUGCAGGCAGUGCCGGGAUGGAUGGUGCGGCCGGGAUGGUGGGUGAUCACGCUGGACGGCGACCGAGGCGGCGGGUCGGCAGUGGACGCCACGCUGGCCUUUUGGAACAGCGCCGAUCGAUUUCUGGCAACUGGACUGGGCUACUCGACGCUCUGCCUGGCGGCUGGGCUGUAUCUCUACCGCGGCACGCCCUUCUCGAGCGGGGCGACAGGUCAGGCGUGGGAGGCGUCCGUGAUCGACGGCCUCAACCGGGCCAGUGGGGGGCGCAGGGUAAUCCGGAUCAUCGGCAUCGGGAUGCUGGCCUUUCCAUUAUACCGUGGGCCGUUGCUGGGUGUGGCCCUGUUCCCGCUCUGUGAGGCGGCCACAUUGUCGUCGCGGCUACAGUUUGCGCUCAACUAUCCACUGACGUCUGUCUUUGUCCACUGGUUCGUCGGGACCGGCUACAUGUUCCACUUUGCCCUCUUUGUGUCAAUGUGCCGGAAGAUUAUGCGCCGGGGGGUAUUGUUUUUCAUCCGUGAUCCCGACGACCCCGAGUUCCACCCCGUCCGCGACGUGCUGGAGCGCAACGUGGUGACGCAGCUGCGCAAGAUCCUGUUUUCCGCGUUUGUGUAUGGAGCGCUCGUCGUCGUCUGCCUUGGCGGCGUGGUCUGGGGACUGGCCGUAGCCGCUCCCGGCGUGCUGCCCAUCCACUACGCGUCCGACAAACCGGUGCUGGAGUUUCCUAUCGAUCUGAUGUUUUACAACUCGCUGAUGCCGUUGGCCAUUCGAUUCUUCCGCCCAAGCGAUGGUCUGCACGCCAUGUACACCUGGUGGUUCCGCAAGUCGGCCCGCAUCCUGCGCAUCACCUGGUUUCUCUUCGGCGAGCGCAAACUGGACGAGGAGGGCGAUUUGGUGCUGGCGGCUGGCUCACCACACCGCCGCGCUCCCUGGUGGCGCCGCCUGUUUCUGGAGUACGCUGAGGCGGGCGACGAGGUUGUGCCCAAGACCUGGACAGACACGCUGGCCGGUGGCACCGCACGGCCACGAUCUGAGAUCACCAAGAUCGAAAUGCGCGAGCUGGCCGAUCGCAAGAAGCGCCUGGUGGCCUCCGGACAGCUGGUCAUCAACGGCCGGUUUGUGCGGGCUCCGGCAUCGGACCAGGUCAAGAUCCCGAAAGGCCGGGCCGUGUUCCUCGAGGUCAGCGAAGACGAGGGUGUGGUCAGCGAACGAGGAAAGACAGGCUCGACAGCCACAGCCGUGGCAGACGCGUAUUUGCCGCCGCACUACCGCUUCGUCUACGUGCCGCCACACUUCCGCGUGCGUGUGCUGCUGUUCAUCGCCUUCAUCUGGCUCUUUGCCGCGGCCACGGGCGUGGCCUUCACGGUGGUGCCGCUGCUGUUUGGCCGACGGGUCUUCCAGCUGUUGCUGCCGGCACACAUCCGCAGCAACGACAUCUACGCCUUCAGCAUCGGCAUCUACGUGCUAGGAGCGGCCUCUUACGGCCUAUGGCACGCGCGGGCUCUUCUGGCCAAGACGACGGCGGCAGCACGACGUGGACUGACGGCCCUGACAGCGAGUCGAGCCGUGCGCAAGACGGCUGCUGCGGUCACGUGGACGUUCCGGCUGACAUACGCAUAUGCGGUGCUGGUGAUCGUGUUUCCGCUACUGGCGACGGCGCUGGUCGAGCUCUACGUGCUGAUCCCGCUGCACACGUACAUGGGAUCAGACGGAGGAGACGACAACAGCAGCACGAGCGUGCAAUCGCAUGCCCACACGGUGCGGCUGGUGCAAUCGUGGACGCUCGGAGUGCUGUACCUUAAGCUGGCGGCGCGAACAGUGACGUCGUGGCACGAUGGCACGCGGCUGGCGGCGGCAGUGCGAGCAGUUCUUCGUCGUGGACAGCUGGACCCAGACGUGCAGCUGUUGACGCGGGCGUUUGUGAAGCGGGCGCUGCAGUUGGGCACGGCGGCCAUUAGCGUGCCGUUGCUGCUGGCCCGUGUCGUGGCUGCGUCUGAGCUGGGCGCCGUGCUGGCAGCCGCCACGCCAGUCGGCGCGAGUCUGGUCUACCGUUUGAGCUUCCCGAUCGUCGCCUUUGGUCGCGGCGGCUGUCUGGUCGCUAUGGGGUAUGGUCGAUGUGUUUGGGUCGUGGCGGGUGCGAAUCCGAGACGAAGCGUAUUUGAUCGGCGAGCGGCUGCACAAUUUCGGGGCUACAACGGGUCCGCAUGGACGGAGGGGAAGAGGAGUGAGGGGGAGAUGAGGGGGUAG